AUGGCGACAGAAAAGAGCGACGGAGAGCGGGAAGAACCAGACUAUCCGUUCCGAGCGGGGCACAUCACCGUAUCCUAUCCACCCGGGCCGGCGAACGAGUACACCCUGGGCUGUCUCCUCCCGGCAAUCGAGCAUGGACUGCCCGAGUGGACCAUCCUGGUGGAUCACACGACCUCCGAUCUCGGCCCAGCCGGCCGACUCGGCUCGGUACAGUGGUCAGACUACGACCACAUCGAGUGGGCUGCCCUCAAGGCCUUCCCUCACCAGACCCUCUUCAACGCCUAUCCGAUCAGAAAGGCAUUGAUACGGAAAAACUACUUGAUCAAGGCCGUCGAAGCUUAUGCUGUCAAGAAUAAACAUCUGGACCAAGACGACGAAGCCGGUCUGCAGGCGAUCCCGAUCCCCAAGUCGUAUCCGUUCACGCUCUCGUUCUCGGACGAGUUGGACGAGCUCUGGGCCGACGAGCUGUACGAGCUGGCGGGCGAGUUGAGCAGCAACGAACUCACCGACAACGAUGAUCCGCACCCAAAGCUUUGGAUCCUCAAGCCCGCCCUCGCCGAUAAAGCCCAGGGCAUUCGGCUCUUUCGGUCCCGGGAAGAGCUCUACGAAAUUUUCUCCGAGUUCGAAAGGCUCGAGGAUCUGCUGGAAGAACAGUCUCAAGAACCGGAUGAUCAGCAACAAGCGGACCAGGAAGCCAAGGUCGAACAACAUCAGACAUGGGUCUCGGUUUCUCAAAUGCGAGACUGGAUCAUUCAGGAAUACAUCUCUAAUCCGCUCUUGAUCGACCCUACGAAACCGGAAACUUACUCUACCGAUAGCUCGCUCGAUCGCUCUUCUUUCCAUAAACAUCAUCUAAGAGUUUACGUUUUGGCUGUUGGCGCCCUAAGCCUCUACGUCUACGAAGAUAUCCUUUCGCUCUUCUCAUCGAAAGCCUACACGCUCGACGAUCUGAACGAUUUGGGGGUCCACCUGACCAACACGUGUUUACAGGAAAGUUUGUCCGGAGGAGGAGGAGGAAGAGGGUCGACGGGGGAACGGCCCCAGGUGACGGUCUCGAUCGACAACCAUCCGGUACAGGUGCUCGACCAGAUCGACGCCAUCCUCGCCAACCUCUUCGGCUUCGUCGCGCAGAACGACCCGAUCAACUUUCAGCUCAACCCUAAUUGCUUCGAAAUCUUCGGGAUCGACUUCUUGGUCGACCACAACUUGAAAGUCUGGCUCUUGGAAAUCAACGCCGGACCGGAUUUUGGUCAAACGGGACACGACCUGAAGCCGACUAUAGAAAAACUUUUUACGAGUACGAUCAAUGUCCUAAAGUCUGAAAUCUCUCUCCUCCGUGAACCCUCCACAACAGCAGACCACGAAUCCCGGAAAGCAACAGACCCGUCGCCCCCACGUCCCGUUCCUUCUAAGACGAAAACAGACGCUUGCCACCGUUCGAACAUCCCCCCUCGUCUUCGAUACCCUCAGCAUUUCCUCCCGUUUCGUAAAGUCUUGGAGCUCCAAACCAACGUCUCCUUUCGCUGA
Puccinia graminis f. sp. tritici CRL 75-36-700-3 is the source of this 1527-nucleotide messenger RNA. RefSeq lists its product as uncharacterized. The record is from RefSeq and is a predicted model, not a curated record. The coding region runs from base 1 to 1527 and encodes 508 amino acids. Lineage: Eukaryota; Fungi; Basidiomycota; Pucciniomycetes; Pucciniales; Pucciniaceae. The transcript has 5 exons. Gene Ontology annotation, cellular component: P-body. Gene Ontology annotation, biological process: protein modification process.